GGAAAAUUUGGGUUCUCUUGAUAUCACAAUCAACAAACGCGAUGCGAUCGACAACAACAAAGGGGAUCGCUGCAAAGAUCCAGUCGACCAUUUCCCACGUAGGAGUGAUGAGUGUGACCCUUGAGUUCUCCUAUGGACAAACAUGAAGACGCCAUGGGAGCAGAAGAAGAAGAAGAAGAAGAAGAAGAAGAAGAGGAAGAAGAAGAAGAAGAAGAAGAAGAAGGAGGAGGAGGAGGAGGACGAAGAAGAAGGAGGAGGGGGAGAAGGAGGAGGAGGAGAGGGAAGAAGAAGAAGAGGAAGAAGAAGAAGAAGGAGGAGGAGGAGGAGGAGGAGGAGGAGGAGGAGGAGGACGACGACGAAGAAGAAGGGGGAGNNGACGAAGAAGAAGGGGGAGGGGGAGGGGGAGAAGGAGGAGGAGGAGGGGGAAGAAGAAGAAGGAGGAGGAGGAGGAAGAAGAAGAAGAAGAAGAAGAAGAAGAAGAAGAAGAAGAAGAAGAAGGAAGAAGGAAGAAGAAGGAAGAAGAAGAAGGAAGGAAGGAGGAAGAAGAAGGAAGAAGAAGAAAAAGGUGGGUAGGAAAUGGAGAAAAUGCUCUUCACAGG
This is a messenger RNA of Chara braunii, 599 nucleotides long. NCBI's taxonomy places the organism in Eukaryota, Viridiplantae, Streptophyta, Charophyceae, Charales, Characeae. The record is from the annotation of a GenBank genome assembly.